AUGAGGACUCCUGGUCAUGCUAAGAAGGUGAAAAAUGUGACAAAUGAUGUAAUUGACGGCAAGCGGGGCAUGAUCUACAUUCCAGACCAGAAGAUUUCAAAAUUGACCUUAACAAAAGACAUAAAGGGUCUGAAGCAGGAGCGCCAUGAUGCCAAGAAAAACAAGGGGCACUCUAAGAAGCAAAAGGUCAACCCUGAAUCGAGUUACUGUAUGUCUGCAUUGUGGUUUUGA
This is a messenger RNA of Triticum turgidum subsp. durum (durum wheat), 231 nucleotides long. The record is from the annotation of a GenBank genome assembly. Lineage: Eukaryota; Viridiplantae; Streptophyta; Magnoliopsida; Poales; Poaceae.